Messenger RNA from Caretta caretta (loggerhead turtle), 2133 nucleotides. It is a transcript of the gene CHST9, whose product is annotated as carbohydrate sulfotransferase 9. NCBI's taxonomy places the organism in Eukaryota, Metazoa, Chordata, Testudines, Cheloniidae. Gene Ontology annotation, molecular function: sulfotransferase activity. Gene Ontology annotation, biological process: carbohydrate biosynthetic process; proteoglycan biosynthetic process. The record is from RefSeq and is a predicted model, not a curated record. Gene Ontology annotation, cellular component: membrane.
CAGUGCCCUGCACGUGGAGCUGGGGGAAGGCGGGCCGGGGGCGCUGGGCGGGGCUGCCCCCCAGUCCGGCGAGGGGGCGAUGGUUCCGCCUUCCUCCGGCAGCUCUGCGGGUGGCCGGCCAGAGGCGGGCCUGACUCGGCGCGCGGGGGCUCCAGCCUCCGCUGCCCCGGGAGCUCUCGCUGCAGAGGGAGGCUGGGGAGUUUCCGCUCGGACCCGAGCUCCGGAGAGCCCGUGACCUCCGGGCGGCUCGCAGCUCGCCUUGCGGUAAGGGCCCCCCGCCGCAGGAGGCGGGUAUGGGGGCUGCUGGCUGCGUUUGCCCGGGGAGGGAGCGAGAGACACUUUCGCAGCUCAGGUUGCUGUCUCAAAGGAAAGGAUGCUAAAGAUGAUACAGCUAAAUUAAGAACCUAUUGGAAAGUGAAUCAUGCACCUUUCUGAAAGGAGCUGAAAUGCAGCCCUCUGACAGGGUCAUGAACCUGAGACAAGUCUUUGUGACUAUAUUGAUGUUUGGAGUAGCAGGUCUACUCCUCUUCAUGUACCUGCAGGCCUGGAUUGAAGAACAUCAUACAGUGUCUGGAGAAAAAUUACAACAGCAGAUAAUUAAUCAGGAUUCCAAGCUCCCACACCCAGAGGAGCUUGCCACGGCACCAAAAAAUCAGAGUGUUGCUGCUAACCUUAACAAGCGACAGACAACUGUAAUCAUGGGCAGACACUCACAGGAGAAAGCCACUCCUUUUGGUGAGAUAGCCAGCUCUUUGGUGAGCCGAUUAUCUGAACCGCAGAAGAUGACUAAAGCCCUUCUAAAACAGCUUAAACAAGUGAAUUUACCAACAGUGAUGCGCCCUUUAAAUAAGAGUUUAAUCAAAGAUGACAGAUGGAAAAACAUAGAUGAAGCUCAAGAGAAACGCAGAUAUUUUCUUUAUGACUUCUGUAAAAAAUACAGUAGUGAGAACCGGCUUAGAACCCAUCUAGUGCGUAUGGUGUCCAGAAUAUACGUGGAGGAUAGACACAAAAUCUUAUACUGUGAAGUGCCUAAAGCAGGCUGUUCCAACUGGAAAAGGGUUCUGAUGGUGCUUAAUGGACUUGCCUCUUCAACAUUCAGUAUUAGCCAUGAUGCCGUGCACUAUGGAAAGCAUCUAAAGAAAUUGGACAGUUAUGACUUAAAAGGGAUACAGACACGUUUAAAUACCUACACCAAGACCAUAUUUGUACGUGACCCCAUGGAAAGAUUGGUGUCUGCAUUCAGGGAUAAAUUUGAACAUCCAAACAGCUACUACCACCCAGUGUUUGGAAAGGCAAUCAUUAAGAAAUAUAGACUUAAUGCACGUGAAGAGGCCCUGAAAACCGGAUCAGGCGUGAAGUUUGAAGAAUUCGUCCGAUAUUUGUUAGAUUCCCAUCGCCCAGUAGGGAUGGACAUACACUGGGAGCAGAUUAGUAAACUCUGCCAUCCCUGCCUCAUCAACUAUGAUUUCAUAGGGAAAUUCGAAACGCUAGAAGAAGAUGCCAAUUACUUCUUGCAACUGAUAGGUGCUCCAGCAGAUCUGAAGUUUCCUAAUUUCAAAGACAGACAUUCCUCCGAUGAAAGAACAAAUAUGGAAGUAGUGAGACAAUACUUAAAGGAGCUGUCAGGUUCAGAGAGACAGUUGACCUAUGAUUUUUAUUACUUGGAUUAUUUAAUGUUUAAUUAUACAAUGCCAAUUGUAUAGCUCUGAAUGAUUUCAAAAUUCCAUCAGACAUUUAAUGAUUUUGGCCUCAGACCAGCAACUGUAAUAUUACCAUACAGUUCUGAGUGGAAGAAAUGUAACUACUAAGUGUAAUUGUCUUGACUUAGUGGAGAUUUUAUAAAUGAAAGUGACACCAAUUGAGACAAAAUUGUUGGAGCAAUGCACAAAAGAGACCUAUAAACUAUCUAAUUUGCAAUAAAAGGUCUGAAAAAAGCUGCUUUUGAAUAUGGAUUAUAUUGUGGAAGCAGUAAUCCAGCCAGCUGUUUCAUUAGCUCAGCUAAUGUUCUUGUAAUGGUUGAAAAACAUUCAAAAUAGCAUGGAUUUGUGUGUGUCUAUAUAGGAAUAAUGUGUCGAGUGUUUUGAAUGUAUAUUUUUUGCUGUCUGUGGCAUAUUAAUAAAAAUCAUUGGCUAA